Molecule: messenger RNA, 2766 nt
Organism: Plectropomus leopardus (leopard coralgrouper)
Lineage: Eukaryota; Metazoa; Chordata; Actinopteri; Perciformes; Serranidae
Gene: irbpl
Product: interphotoreceptor retinoid-binding protein like
Biological process (GO): proteolysis
Molecular function (GO): serine-type peptidase activity; retinol binding
Source: RefSeq, a predicted model, not a curated record
AUGGCGCAACACACACCACUGCUGUUCAUGCUUCUGAUAUGUACUCUAUCUGUCAGCACAUCGUUCCAACCCGCACUGGUGUUAGAAAUGGCCACAAUUCUUUUGGAAAACUACUGCUUCCCUGAGAACCUCGUUGGGAUGCAGGAAGCCAUUGAACAAGCCAUCAACAGCGGAGAGAUCCUGCAGAUUUCCGACCGGAAGACCUUGGCAUCUGUGCUCACAGUUGGAGUACAAGGGGCACUGAAUGAUCCACGGUUGACUGUGUCAUACGAGCCCAAUUUUGUCCCUGUGAUGCCACCAGCGCUGCCAUCUCUCCCGAUAGAGCAGCUGAUCUGGCUGGUGAGAAACUCUGUAAAGCUGGACAUACUGGAAAACAACGUUGGAUAUUUACGGAUAGAUCGGGUCAUUGGGCAGGAGACAACAGCAAAGCUCGGCUCUCUGCUGAGGGACAACAUCUGGGACAAAGUUGCUCAGACAUCCUCAUUAAUCUUGGACCUGAGGUAUAGCACAGCUGGAGAAUUGUCUGGAGUUCCCUUUAUAAUUUCCUUUUUCUCUGACCCUGAGCCUGUCAUUCAUAUUGAUACUGUGUAUGACAGGCCCUCGAAUUCAACCACGGAGCUGUGGACCAUGCCAUCGAUAAUGGGGGAAAGGUAUGGCAAGAAGAAAGAUGUGAUUAUUUUGACCAGCAAGCGUACCGUGGGGGCUGCUGAGGCAGUAGCAUACACAUUAAAAAACCUAAAGAGGGCCAUUACAGUUGGGGAAAGGACUGCGGGUGGGUCUUUAAAUGUCCAAAAGAUUAGGAUCCCUCAGUCUGAGUUCUACAUAACCGUUCCUGUGGCAAGAUCGGUUAGUCCAAUCACAGGCCAUAGCUGGGAAGUGAGUGGUGUUUCCCCAACAGUCAAUACCAACACCAAGGAUGCUGUCACAAAAGCCAAGUCCCUUCUGGCUAUCAGGAGCGCCAUUCCAAAAGUUAUGCAGAAGAUCUCAGACAUAAUCAGGAGGUACUAUGCUUUCACUGACAGAGUACCCGUUCUUAUUCAACAUCUGCAAUCUACAGAUAUAUUCUCUGUCGUAUCUGAGGAGGACCUGGCAGUCAGACUCAACCAGGACCUCCAGACUGUAUCAGAAGAUCCAAGGCUGGUCAUCAGAUACAUGAAAGACAAUGCUGCCAUUGUAGAAGAAGACCCUGCACUUGAUGAUGUUCCAGAUGAUUUGGAAUACUUGAAAGUAUUGGUAGAUGAAAUGAUCAAAGUGGAAAUUCUUCAACACAAUACUGGUUAUCUCCGUUUUGACAAAUUUGUCAAGUUGUCUGCAGGGUCUAAACUGGAAGAGCUCAUGGCUAAAAAGGUAUGGGAGCCACUCAAAGACACUAAUAACCUGAUUAUUGAUCUACGCUAUAAUGCUGGUGGAUCCUCUACCUCUCUAGCUCUUAUACUGUCCUAUCUGCAAGACACUUCCCAGAAACGUAACUUUUUCACAAUAUAUGACAAAAUUCAGAAUACAACAAAAGAAUAUGACUCCCUGCCCCAAAUUAUAGGACCAUCCUAUGGCUCCAAACGUGGGGUUUAUGUGUUGACCAGCUACGACACAGCAAGUGCCGGCGAAGAGUUUGCUUACCUGAUACAGUCACUCCAUCGUGGCACAGUCAUUGGGGAAAUUACAUCUGGUACUUUGAUGCACUCAAAGACAUUUCAAAUAGAGGGGACAGAUAUUGCCAUCACAGUCCCUUUCAUAAACUUUUUAGACAACAAUGGCGAGUGCUGGCUAGGAGGUGGUGUGGUUCCUGAUGCAAUUGUACUUGCUGAGGAAGCUGUAGAGCACGUUCAUGAGAUUGCAGCUUUUCACCAAGGGCUCGAGGUUCUCAUAGAGGAAACUGGGGAACUGGUAGAAAAACACUAUGCAAUCCAUGAAGUUGCACUAAAGGUCAGCAAGGUGCUCUCAAGCAAGCGGGCUGAGGGAUUGUACUGGCCAGUGGUUGACUUUGAAUCUUUGGCAUCCCAGUUGUCGGCAGACCUCCAAGAGAGUUCAGGCGAUCACCGCCUGCAUGUCUUCCACUGUGACGUCGAGCCAGAGUCACUUCAUGACGUCCCAAAGAUCCCUACUGCUGAAGAAGUGGGAUACAUAGUUGAUGCAUUGUUUAAAAUUGAGCUUCUCUCAGGUAACAUUGGCUAUCUAAGGUUUGACAUGAUGGCAGAUAUAGAGGUAGUAAAAGCCAUUGGGCCUCAGCUGAUAAAAUUAGUGUGGAGCAAGAUAAUCAACACAGAUGCCCUCAUUAUUGACAUGAGGUACAACACCGGUGGAUAUUCAACUGCAAUUCCCCUCUUGUGCACUUAUUUCUUUGAUGCUAAACCUUUGCGCCAUCUUUACACCGUCUUCGACCGCACCACAAACAAUAUGACAGAGGUCAUGACAUUGCCUCAAAUCAGAGGUCAACGGUAUGGGCCCUCCAAGGAUGUCUACAUCCUCACCAGCCACAUGACGGGGUCAGCCGCGGAAGUUUUUACUCGUUCCAUGAAGGACCUGAACAGGGCCACAAUCAUUGGAGAGCCAACGAUUGGAGGGUCUCUAUCAAGUGGAACCUAUCAGAUUGGGGACAGCGUCCUGUACGCUUCCAUACCAAACCAAGUUGUGUUAAGUGCAAUCACUGGGAAAGUGUGGAGCAUUUCAGGGGUUGAGCCUCAUGUUAUAGCCCAGGCAAGUGAUGCUCUUCCUGUGGCACAGAGAAUCAUAGCAGCAAGGCUGUUACAGAAAGAGCAAGGAAAAUAG